Phascolarctos cinereus (koala) is the source of this 3009-nucleotide messenger RNA. NCBI's taxonomy places the organism in Eukaryota, Metazoa, Chordata, Mammalia, Diprotodontia, Phascolarctidae. The record is from RefSeq and is a predicted model, not a curated record.
GGUUGGCUAAAGAUAAUGAAGAUAAACAGCAAUUCCUUUAACUACGUCUAGCUCUGGGACAACUCCUUGCAAACAGGAACUUAGCAACCUAAGUCACGACUGCCGGAGCAAAUAAAGUGUAGAAUAUCCCUAAAAAGACAAGCCUGGCCGUUUGCUUCGCCCCCUUCCUGUACAGCUGCAACCAAUCCACGCCCUGAACUUCGGGAGACACGUGGGGAGAGGGCCGGGGGCUAGAGAGAAAAUGCGUAAGGCUCGUUCUCUCCUCUGGGAUUGGCUGAACGCGGACAGGUGUCACAACACCGGAAUCUUCGUUCUGACAGCUCCCAAUUGCCUUCAUUUUCCAAAGCUCUAUGUGGGGGUAAGAGGUCCCACAUCUCUCUUCCCCCACACGGGGGGAAACGAAGCACUAGACCCGGGCCGCAGACCCAGGAACGCUCAAUGGAGCCCGAAAGAUGAAAUAAGCAAAGUACACAGGGAAAAAGAGCCCACGUACACAGUUAACAAAGAUGAUUACGCCACACUAAACAACUUAAAACACGAUAACAGUCUUGAGGACCGUUUACAGACUGUACUAAUAUAUCCAAACAAUACCAAGACUGUCACUCAAGGAGGAUUUGAAUCUGUUUGCAAAUUCCACCGAACAGCAGCUCUAAAUGAUGAAAAUGAACCAUUUCAAAAUGAUGGUGAACAGUUAUCCUCUACAAGGCAAGCAGCACCACAAAGACCAUUUUAUGGUUCUGCCAAUCACAGUAGUGUAAAAAAGGAAAAAAAUCCAGAGCAAAAUGACACAUUGACAUUUUUUAUCAAAAAAGAUGUGCAUACUGAAGAAACUCUGGUAAACUCUCCCAAAAGUUCACUUCCGAGGGUCUACGAUGAAUUUGCAUUGCCUCUCCCAAUAACAGAAGAGUCAUUGCUUGACAGCAUUAUUAAGGACACCUCCCUAAACCUCAAGAAGACCUCGAGCUUCUUGUAUGAGAAUAACAUGUGCACAGAGAUUGGGGAAUCACUUCUUAAAGAAGGGUUUGACCAGACUGCUAUUCACAAAGCCAAGAUUGAUGCUGAGCAAUAUGUUGAACACACAAAGAACUCAGAAGAGACCAGCGUUCUACAUCUGCCAUGCCCUCUGGACAAAAACAAAGACUUUGUUCAAGAUCUGACGCAGUCAAAUAGAUGUGACCAAAAAAACAGAAUGAGUAACAUUGUCUGUCAUCAGUUAGAUGGGGAAAAUCACAGCUAUUGCCUUCAGAUUAGAAGUGUUUUUGUUAGCCCAAAGGAAUCCCAGAAUGCUAGGGAGGCUCCUGAGAAGUCAAACAUUUGUCCAAAGGAAGUAAGGACAGAGUCUCCAAACCGCCAUGAGAAUUUCCUAACUUAUUUCACUGACACCAGUACUUGGAGUGAGGCAUCUAUAGAGGAUUUCAAUCCCCAAGAUACAAAGCAUGGUUUUGAAAGUUUGCAGCCCCUGGAGGAAGAGCAUAUAGAUUUGAAUGAUGUCAUAAAUACAUUAAAACAAGAUAACCAUAAGCAGCAAAGUAAAAUAACAGAAUUGGAGUAUAGUAACUUCCAUUUAGAGAAUAAUGUCAAAGAGCUACAAACGAAAAUUUCCAAACAACAGGUAUUUGUUGACAUUAUAAAUAAACUGAAGAAGAAUGUUGAAGAGCUUAUUGAAGACAAGUACAGGGUUAUCCUAGAAAAAAAUGAUAUUGAAAACUCCUUGAAGAAUUUGCAGGAGGUUUCAACUGAAAUGCAAAAACAGCUUGAGGAAUCUAUGCUUGAAAAGAACACUUUAAUAUUAGAGCUUAAAAAGAUGAAAAAAGAUUAUGUUCUUCUUCAGGAGAAGCAUAAGAAUGAAUUAGAGCUCAAGAAUAAGUCCAUAAAUUAUUUUUUAGAAAUGGACAAAACCUUAAACAAGAAAGAGGAAGAAAUGGGGAGGUUACAAAAUCUCAGAGGAGAACUGGGGAAAGCAGCUUCCACUAAGGAGUUACUCCAAGUAGAAUUCCAGAGACAUGAGGAAGUCAAGAUGCAGGAAAGGCAGGAGUUGAAGUCCAAUCUUAGCAAAUUGGUUGCUCAAGUUAAAGUUCUGCAGUCAAGUUCUGAAAAUGAAAGGGCUAAGAAUGCCAAGUUACAGCAGCAGAUCAAUGAGGUAAAAAAUGAGAAUGCAAAAUUUCAGCAGCAAAUUGCAAAGAGUGAGGAGCAAAAUUAUAACUGGAAACUUGAAACAGUUCAGUGGAAGCAACAGCUGGAAGAAAUAAGGAAGUCAGACACUGCAAAGAAAGAAGUGUUAAAGAAAAAAGAAAGAGAGUUAGAGUGGAAGAUACACAUGUUGGGGAGUUUUCUUCAGGACAUGAAGACAAUGCAUUCAAAUUUGUUCCUGGACUGCCCGCCUUUGGAAGAAGAGAGUUUAAAUUCACCAUAUAUGAAAAAAACUUCUCAGUUUGUAUCAAAGAUGCACAAUUUAAUGGCUCUGAUGAUGGGACUGCUUACCUGUGAGGAUACAGAUAGUCCUGAUAAUGAACAUUUGCAGGACAGUGAGAAUGUUUAUGAAAAAAUGAAGCAUUUCAACUCUAAGAAAAAAAGUUUGGAAAAAGAGCUACUGAAACAUAAGGAAAGAAUCUCAACUUUUAGGGAGUUAAUUGCUAAUGAAAAAGUUUCUCAAGAAAAAGUUUUUGAGGUAACAUCAUAUGAAGAGAUUAUAGAAUGUGCUGACCAAAGGCUUGAGAUGUCUCACUUCCAGAUUGCACAUUUGGAAAAGAGGAAUAGACAGUUGGAAGAUUUAAUUAAGAAGCCUAAAGUGCCAACCUUAAAUUUAAGAACAAAAGGUUUAGAAAAACAGCCAAAGUCCACGACUGCAGUAUACAAUAUCUUAGAAGCAAAAAGAAAAGACUUAAAUUCAUCAAAAGUGAAGACUAAAUAUUGCCAGUCGUACAGCCAUCCCGUGAACAGAUUGUUUCCACAGUGAAGUGUCCAAAUAAUAUAUGUAAUAUUGAUAUAUUAAAGUUAAUGUAAGACAAA